ACGCAAUGGAUACAGUUAUUGAUUUCUGGAUUUUCACUUUAAUAAUUGUACAUCCGAGAACACUGCUCCCUUUUCUUCCUUUACUCUCAGUGGCACUCAUUAUACAUGCCCAACUUGGUCCCUCCUGUCACUACAGUUCAGCAGUGUCUCGAAUACAAAGAGCGGCUGCAGAAGAUCGAGCCCAAUGUCGAGUAUCACAUGAGUCUCUACUUGCACGAGAGUAUCACCCCCGAGGUGAUCCGGGAGGCGAAGAAGGCUGGAGUCACGGGCGUCAAGAGUUAUCCUGCUGGAGUUACUACUGUGAGUUCAAUUCUUUUCUUUGUUUGAUUCUAUGCGUAGAUUUGUAUCUGGCUGGUUCCAUGUCUGCUGGUUUCC
Molecule: messenger RNA, 375 nt
Organism: Periconia digitata
Lineage: Eukaryota; Fungi; Ascomycota; Dothideomycetes; Pleosporales; Periconiaceae
Source: the annotation of a GenBank genome assembly